Molecule: messenger RNA, 1047 nt
Organism: Scedosporium apiospermum
Lineage: Eukaryota; Fungi; Ascomycota; Sordariomycetes; Microascales; Microascaceae
Exons: 5
Coding region: 1-1047 (348 amino acids)
Source: RefSeq, a predicted model, not a curated record
AUGGGCAUCCUACGAAGCACCCUAUUAGCCCUUUCAUGGCUUGCUUUUGCACAUGGCAAAAGCUCUCGCUCUGGCCACGCACCCAAACCUUAUUACCCUCCAACGGCAGACUACACCGAUUUCAUGAUUCCCGUGUCCGUCGCUCCCGAGGCCCUUCAAUUCGCUUUCCCGAAAUGGGAGACUGACUACGAUCUCGUCGAUUUCCUGGCAGCUGCCACAACUCAUCAAAACCCUGAUACUCAGUCUCCCAUUACCGGAUCCGUUGUGGGUGCCAAGUCCAAGACGGUCCUCCUAGCCACACACGGCAUUGGACAAGCGCGCUCCCAUUGGAACUCGCCGUUCCGUCCGGAAGAGUACAAUUUUGUCCAAUUCGCCGUCGACCAGGGAUAUUCCGUGUUCUUCUACGACCGGCUGGGCCAGGGAUCGAGCCAAAAGAUCCCCGGGAGCGGCGAGUAUACUGAGGCAAUCGGGAAACCAGAAAAGCUGGCGUUGAUGGGCUUCAGUUUCGGAAGUUACAUCAUUCAUGCGGCCGUCGCCUCAAGCCCGGAGAUCGCGGAUGCUGUGGUCUUGACCGCUAUCGGAUUCAAUAUCACGGGCAUUUAUCUCAAUGGUCUGGUCAGGAGCUUCGUUCCGCGAAUCGCAAAGCUACAAAAUAAGAAAUAUGGGAAAUGGGAUAACGGAUACCUGAUCUGGGUGGACAAGUUCGCGCAGCCCUUCUACGACGCCGAAACCGCCGACUUUGCUGAGGAAGCGAAGCAACCUUUCGGCUUUGCCGAGUUUUACGCGUUCCCUCUUGGCAAUGGGGGUAACUACGAUGCUAGCAACUUCACAGGACCAGCCCUUGCCAUCACAGGAAGGGAUGACUACAUCGUAUGCGACGGCAAAUGCGAUGGCAUCUUUGAUGAACCGGCUCGAACUUUUUACAAGAACGCGCAGCCAUUUGUGCCCUAUUUGCAUCCGGAUGCCAGCCACAACUUCAAUUUCCAUCAUAAUGCGACGGAAGCAUACAAGGUCAUCACCGACUUCUUGGCGGGGAAUCUAAAGUAA